CCUAGCUCCUAUCCAAAUCUCUGUUUCCGAGCCAAUCAUCGAGAGAUGAGGAUGUUCGGCUCCGCUUUCGUGCCAUUGUCAUUACUGCUCUUUAUGACUGCUUCCUCAUGUUUUGCCUUAGAAGAAGAGUCCAAUCCAAACAUUCCUUCGGCCUUGAGGAAGGCUCUGUUCGCAGACUAUGACAAAUUGGUUAAGCCUCACGGACUUGUCACGGUCAGGUAUUCCUUGGACAUUGUCGACAUUGCACUCUGUCCACAUCAACAAAAGCUACAAAUAACCGGAUUCGCCCAUCAUUCCUGGUUCGAUAUUAGACUGAGAUGGGAUCCAGAGGAGUUCCAAGGAAUCAAAGAGCUCCAUUUGCCCUCCACAGAGCUCUGGAUGCCCGAUAUUACCCUCUACAAUGGGGUGGGUCCACCCCAAAAUAACCUUCUGGAUCUGGCGCCCCAUGCCUUUGCUGUUAUUGGCUACAAAGGAGAAGUGGUCUUUGUUCCAAGCUUGAGCAUGAGCGCUUUUUGUCCGGUGAAAACGGACAAUUGGCCAUGGGACGAUCAGAGUUGUACUCUUAUGGUGGGAAGUUGGAGUUAUGAAAAAAAGGACGUGGAUAUUCAACCUUUCGAGUCGGACACGUUCCCGCCCAUUGGUGUAGACUCUUUUAUGAAUCCAAGGGUCGAGAUUCUUGGCUCCUCGUUCUUGAGAGUGGAAAAUAGAUUUCCGUGUUGUCAGGACAAGGUGUUUCCAACCCUUAAUCUGAACAUUCAGUUCAAGGAGAUAUCCAAGUUCGUCCAUGGUACAUUGAUCACAAAAGACACCGUCGUGGAUGAAGAUGGAUGAGAAAAAAUGAUAGCUCUGUGUAUUGAUAAAAAAUGUAUAGAGCAUUGUCUGGAUGUGGCAUUCCCGAGGGUAAAAAUAUAUCAUAACCAUAACCAGUAA
Tigriopus californicus is the source of this 930-nucleotide messenger RNA. RefSeq names its product neuronal acetylcholine receptor subunit alpha-6-like. Gene Ontology annotation, biological process: chemical synaptic transmission; monoatomic ion transmembrane transport; nervous system process. The coding region runs from base 46 to 831 and encodes 261 amino acids. Lineage: Eukaryota; Metazoa; Arthropoda; Copepoda; Harpacticoida; Harpacticidae. Gene Ontology annotation, molecular function: neurotransmitter receptor activity; extracellular ligand-gated monoatomic ion channel activity; transmembrane signaling receptor activity. The record is from RefSeq and is a predicted model, not a curated record. Gene Ontology annotation, cellular component: membrane; synapse; neuron projection. The transcript has 3 exons.